ACCCGGCCCAUCCAUCCAUCUACUUGGACAAACUGACUUCACCUCGCCAAGCAGACAAGACAGACACCUUCUCUAAGCUACUGGAUACGAGGACCUGCCGGACGGCAAAUGGAUAUACUAUUGCUGAUCGGUUUUUUGGGCCUCGAGUUGUUCUGGGGACCAUGUCUGGCUCAUCUUUCUGUUCUUCCACCUUCAAAGGAUAUCAGUCAUGGAACCCAAUACCGUUUUCAAUACUUCGUACGAGAUGAACGCGGUGAUUACAAAACUCAGGAGGAAGCUGGAGAAGGAGGGAACGCUAGGGGAAGUUACGCGGUCGAAGAGCCGGAUGGAAAUUUGAGAAUUGUUCAAUAUACUGCAGAUUUGGGUGGCGGUUUCAAAGCGCACAUCAAAGUAGACCACGCAGGAAAAUCACCUUCGAAACUUCAGGAAAUCGACAUCCCUGCCGAAGAAAUGCGGAAGUUGAUAGAGAAAAACCGGAAGAAAUCUGAAGGAAUGCAGGAGAUACUGGAAGCGCAGUCCUCAAAAAGUUACGUCUUAGGACCUCCGAGAAGAAUGUCGGAUAUUGUCAUGGAGCAGGCAGCGGCAAUCAGAGAAAUCAUCUCGAAGGAACUAGAAGCCGAAGAAAAACUGGAGGCCGAAGAAAGAUUGAAGAAAGAAAAUGUCGAGGAGCCAAGUCAAUCAAACGCUGGACGCGAUGAGGUGGACUGUGGGAAAGUGGAAGUCCAUAACAAAUCACAAAUUAUCGAAGACGACGCAUCCUCGCACUCUCCGAAUGGCACCACCUUGGGAAAUAAUUUAGAAAAGACUUCAACAGAACAAACUUUGACUUCACCGUCGAAUACGAGAGGUAGGACGGCAAAGUCGAGGAAAGUCGAAAAAGAAAAUGCAGGAGUCGAAGUGCUUAAUUCGGCGUUGGAGUUGUUGCGAAAUUCUCAAAUCCUGAAUAAAUACUCUGCCAGCCCGAAAAUCGCGAAGAAUAAUCAACCCUUGAACGGAAACGAGCAGUCACCAGUGGUCCGCGUUGCACUAAAUCCGAAAAAUCUCGAGAACUCUAGAUCAUUUCAACAGAAUCCGAGUGUCGCAGGAUUACAAUCUUCGCAAAAUCAUCCAGGUCGCGAUUUUCACACUGUCACAUCGAACCUAGAAUCGACAGGUCCUCCAUCAGGAGGUCCCGUUCAAAACUUCAGUUUCAGAAAUCGGAUUAUGUUCUACAAGCCUGCUGAGAGAAAAUCGAAUCCCACUGAGGACCCAAGUAUACCACAAGAAAUACCCGAGGAUUCCGAAGGGGUCCAGAAACCUAACGUUUUGCGCCUUGUGAGUUUGGGAAAGGAUGUUCAGAACUAUUCUGAAGAUAAAACUAAUCAGGAACAGAUUGUAAUUUACUCGCCGUACCAGCAAUCGGAUGGUCAAUUAGAAAAUCGUAAAAGCAGGUACAUUACUGUACCCUAUGAGGUACUUCGGCCUUAUUUAACUUCUUUGCAUGAGCAGAAAGAAGAGAUUAGCAAGUGACAAUAAAAUUGGACCGUGAUUUCUCAGUUAUUAUCGUCAUAAUUUGAUGCACGCAAAUUAAAAUUUCGUGAAUAUUAAUUAAAUCAGAUUUGCACGAUUAUUAUAACUUAUACGUCGUUUAUGUCAAAAUUACACGUGUCGUAUGUAUGAAUUUGUGAUCGUUCUAGUUGCUAAGUUUUUUUUUGUUUUUUAUAAGGCAUGCGUUUGUAUUAUAUUUAUAUUAUAUCGUCAUAGUUUUAACUCACAUGAUUAUAUCAAUUUUAUAUAGACUCAUAUUCAGGAUGUAGGAAAGAAAUACUGACAUUUAUGAUAAGAUAGUGUUAAGAUUGGCAUUGAUUAUUUUCACAAGAAGAAUGAAAUUGUACUUUUUAAGCUCCUUGUGACGAUUUGUAUUCCAGAUUUUGUUCUUUUGAAAUAUGUGCGUGUCUAGACUGAGUAAAAUUUAGCCCUAAGCAUUUUAUAAUGAGUUCAUUUGAAGAGGGUGAAGGUUUUGGUAAAUGGGUCGGUGCCACGUGCAAUUCUAUAUUAAUACUAAUCACGGUGGUUCGUAAGUGCCGCCUGAUACGUCAGCGCACAACCUGCUGUGUCAACGACUAACGUUCUUUAGUGAACAAUUGCCAGCAACAAUUAUCCAGUAAUUAGAUGUAUGAAAUCGACUAAUAAAUCCCCUCAUUGAAGAGGCAUUCAACAAAUUA
Athalia rosae (coleseed sawfly) is the source of this 2204-nucleotide messenger RNA. RefSeq lists its product as uncharacterized. The coding region runs from base 109 to 1509 and encodes 466 amino acids. Lineage: Eukaryota; Metazoa; Arthropoda; Insecta; Hymenoptera; Athaliidae. The transcript has 3 exons. Gene Ontology annotation, cellular component: extracellular matrix. The record is from RefSeq and is a predicted model, not a curated record.